Molecule: messenger RNA, 1134 nt
Organism: Dissoconium aciculare CBS 342.82
Lineage: Eukaryota; Fungi; Ascomycota; Dothideomycetes; Mycosphaerellales; Dissoconiaceae
Product: NAD(P)-binding protein
Exons: 1
Coding region: 1-1134 (377 amino acids)
Molecular function (GO): oxidoreductase activity, acting on the CH-OH group of donors, NAD or NADP as acceptor
Source: RefSeq, a predicted model, not a curated record
AUGCCCUUCCACAAUGGCUGGUUACCUCGUGAGGGCUUCCACGGCGAUGUCGUCGGCCGAAUCUUGAACCGGACUGCUUUCAACCCUGUCCUCACUCUCGCUGUCCUCCUCGCAGCCAAAUAUACCAAGCAGGGUGGAGAGCUUGCAGCGGAGCACAAGCUCGCAUUGACAUGGAUUCGACGAUUCUUCUACUAUGGCGCAUGGCGAUGGGCGACCACAUUCCUUGACAAUGGCGUCCUGAACAACUGGAAGAAGGACGAAUAUGACUGGAAGAAAGAGAUUGUGAUUGUGACUGGUGGUGCGGGCGGUAUCGGUGGCAAGGUCGUCACGUUGCUCGCGGAGCGCGGCAUCAAGGUCGUGGUCCUGGAUGUCAUUCCUAUGACCUAUGAGGCUCCCGCCAAUGUCCGCUACUACAAGUGCGACAUCACCUCUAUUGAGACGAUCGCCAAGGUCGCGACACAGAUCCGCGCCGAGGUCGGUGAGCCCACCAUCCUCAUCAACAAUGCCGGUGUCGCGCGCGGCAAGAGCAUUCUUGACUCAACAGAGAAGGAUGUGCGCUUCACAUUCGAGGUCAACACCAUGGCCCACUACUGGCUCGCGAAGGAGUUCCUACCUUCGAUGGUGAAGAACGACCACGGAAUGAUCGUGACCGUCGCGUCCGUCGCGGCCUAUAUCACUGUUCCCAACAUGGUCGACUACGCCUCAUCCAAGGCCGCCGCACACUCCUUCCAUGAGGGUCUCACAGCUGAGCUCAAGACCCGAUACAACGCGCCGAAGGUCCGCACGGUGAUCGUCAACCAGGGCUACACCAAGACCCCACUGUUCCAAGGCUACAACAACGAUGCCGGCUUCUUGAUGCCAUCGCUGGAGCCCGAGACUGUGGCCGAAGCUAUUGUUAAGAAGGUUCUGAGUGGCACUGCUGGACAGGUACUCGUGCCGGAGUUCGCCACCACGCUGCCUUUUAUUCGCACUUACCCGCACUGGAUGCAGGUAGGCAUGAGAGCGCGUGGCGAGAACAUCAUGACAAAGUGGAACGGCCGACAAGUCAUCGACGUUGAGAAGUGGAAGAGUGGCGCAGAGAAGACUGCUGAGAAGGUCAAGGAGACAGUUCAGGAGGGUGUCGAGUCCGCGUAA